This is a messenger RNA of Trichomonas vaginalis G3, 2415 nucleotides long. RefSeq names its product sodium chloride cotransporter 69, isoform E family. Lineage: Eukaryota; Parabasalia; Trichomonadida; Trichomonadidae. Gene Ontology annotation, cellular component: membrane. Bases 1 to 2415 code for a protein of 804 amino acids. Gene Ontology annotation, molecular function: chloride:monoatomic cation symporter activity. Gene Ontology annotation, biological process: monoatomic ion transport; transmembrane transport. The record is from RefSeq and is a predicted model, not a curated record. The transcript has a single exon.
AUGACGGAGAUCGAAUUGGAUUCGGAAUCGUCAGACAAUACAACAACCACAACUACCACUACAACUACAAAUACAUUAUCUAUCUAUGCUGGUCAUGGCAAUGCUGACCAUCUAGCUACCAGCAAAAAGACAAAUAAAUUCGAACCACCACAACAAACACGUGCAACGCACACACGUGGCACAUUUGUUGGUGUGUUUUGUCCGAGCUUUGUAAAUAUCAUUAAUAUUAUUUACUACGUCCGUCUUCCAUACGUUAUUGGUGUUGCAGGCGGAAAACUAACGUUCAUUGGACUUUCAAUUUCAUUUGUUCUGGUUUUAGUUACACUAUUUUCUCUUGCUGCUAUCUCUACAAAUGGCGAAAUCGAAGCUGGCGGCCCUUAUUAUACUAUAUCACGUACAUUAGGUCCAGCAAUUGGUGGAACUGCAGGCUUUAUAUUGAGUGUAGCGAACAUGCAUGGUGCUGCAGCUGCUCAUAUCGGUUUAGCUGAAACAAUUGUGAUUUUAUAUUCCCCUAAAUCAUUAAUAUCAACGAAAUGGGAUACUAGAUUAAUUGCAUGUACACUUACAGUUAUAGUUGCGUUCUUAUCAAGAUAUGGUUUUGAAAUUAGAUUUAUUACUUUUUUCUUUAUUAUGAUUGGCUUAGCUGCCUAUAUAUUAGGUCUCAUAUUCCCUUAUGUAACAAAAGCACGUGAUAUCAUUGAUUGUUCUGAAAACAGAUUUUCCGUAAAUUGGGCAACGCACGAAAACACAGUUUCUUUCUUCUAUACAUUCUCCAUCAUCUUUCCAGCGUUCGGUGGUAUCCUUGCAGGCUCAAAUGGUUCAGGAGCCCUCAAAAGACCACAAAGAUCAAUUCCAUUAGGAACAAUUACAGCUUUAGUUUCAGGAACAGUCAUUUACUUAUUAACUACACUCACAUUGACAGGCUGCCACAUGUCAAGCGGAUUGAUCAACAAAAACAGAUCAAUUACACAAGAAACAGGAAUUUGGUGGCCAAUUAUUUUCGUUUCAAUCUUUUUAUCUGUUAUUUCCAAAGGUGUUACAGGAUUAGGCUCAGGACCGAUGAUUCUUAGACUUUUAGCAGGUGAUGGAAUCCUCCAUAAAUUCUUUGGAGAUUGGUCAUUAACAAUUGCAACAUGUGUUUCAUUUUCAUUGUGUUUGUGGGGAGAUUUGAACACGAUUUCAUUCCUUAGAACAAUGUUCUUUUUGAUUGUUUUCACGUUCAUUAACUAUGCCAUUUAUCUUGCAGGAACGGCGAAUGUUCCAAGUUUCAGACCGACCUUUAAAUUGUACCAUCCUUACAUAUCAUUAAUUUCUGGUUUGUUGAUGUUGGCUUCUAUGUUAAUUAUUCAUUGGGUUGUAGCUUUGGCGACAUGGAGUUUCGCAUUGCUAUUUCAGUUUUGGAUUGCAAAGAGAAGACUUAAAGUUAACUGGGGAUCUUUGGAUGAUUCAGUUGCUUAUGAAAAAGCUUUGAGAGCUGCUUUGAGACUGAGAAAAAUUCCUCCACAUCCAAAACUUUACAGACCAAAUGUCGUCCUUGUUAUUGACGGACCAGUUGCAAAGCAUCAGAAUGUUGUUUCGUUUUUGGAUCAAAUGCUGAGAGGUAAAGGAAUGGCCAUUGUCGCAAGAAUGUUUCCUCCAAAUACUCCGAUAAGAGAUAUCAUAAAUGAAAGAAAUUAUAACACUGUUAAAACAGGCGAAGAUUUCAAUAUUUUCUUCGAAACAGUUAUCGCGGAAACAAAGACAGAUGCCAUUAAAAAGAUCAUGUUACUUACUGGUUUGGGCGCUUUAAGAGCUAACGUUGCUUUCACCGAAUUCGAUGAAACUCUUUCUCACGAAGGAACUGAUUUUAUCACUCACGUUUUGGAUAUGAAUUGGUCCAUUGUUAUUUUAAGGAACCCAAUGAAACUCGAUAGAUACGGAUACAUUGAUUUAUGGUGGCUUUUCGAUGAUGGCGGUCUCAGUCUUCUAAUUGCUUCUAUUCUUGCAGGAUCGAGUAGACCUUUGAGAGUUUUCUCUGUAGCACAAACAGAUCUUGGCCAAAACACUCAAAAGCAUUACAAGAAAAUAAGACAUUUGCUCAGACAAUUUAGAGUGAAUGCCCAAGUUAUGGCUGUUUCUUUGUCUGAAUCUGAUUCAAUCCCUUCAUCGAGAUCACAAAGAUUGUGGAAUGAAAUGACCGUUGGUUUGGAUGAAGCAAGACAAUAUGAUGGAUUGACAAAGAAAUACCAAUUGUUGGCUGAUUUGAUAAGACAAUAUUCAUCUGAGGCUAUUACAUGCAUCAUUUCUCUUCCAGUACCAAGAGUUGAUGUACCACAAGUAAUAUAUUCGAGAUGGAUUUCUUUGAUAUCAGUUAUGCCAAUUCCUGUCUUGUUUGUAAGAGGAAAUGGAACCCAUUGCUUAAGUUGGCAAGUGUAA